UCUUCUAUUGUAUAAUAAAAACAUCUGUUGAAAUUAAACAGCUAUUUACAUAAAGAAAUGUAUGAUGAUCUGCCUUUGCAGACAAUUUCUAAAAUACAGCGCGUAUGCCUACACGCACUCAUAGGUUAUGAAUAUACGUCAAGCAACCAAUAUACACCCACACACAAAUCACAUUCUCAUAUUUACCUAUAUACUUCUUGUAGCUCUUUAUACUAAAACCAUAGAUACAGAAUCCAUGUGAAUCUCAAAACUGAAAUAUAUAGUUUUUUUUUAUUGGAUGAAAAUGGAGUGGUAACCCCGCCUGCGCUAAUGGGAUAGCUAGCGGGGCACCAGUGAAGGGUGAUCGAUGAGGAUGAAAACAGGCCAGUUAGCCCAUCAUGAUGAAUUCAUCAGGAAUUAAUCAUGAUAGUUUCCAGGGGGAACCGCGAGGAGGUCGACCUGGCUGGGUAUAUUGCUAGCAAUGGAAUUCUUAGCCUGCAUUACUAACAAUCCCUUUUCCCCCUGAAAUAUAUAGUACCCUAACUACAGCGACUUGGGUAGACAAAAGACGGUCAAGACGCGACAUCCCAUUGAAAUAGUUGUACAUAAGAGUUUACUUACGUCAAUUCUUUACAAUUUUACUUACGUUACGAUGCGUGUGUAUCCUACGAGCGAUGAGUAUGCGGCUCAUCUGAUGGUAAGUGACUACCACCGCCCAUGAGCAUCCACAACACCAAAGGCAAUAGGCUUGUUUCCACUAAGAAUAAAUCGGCUGCAUAGGGUUUCUAAUAAUUAAUCAUGUUAUGUAGUAACCAAAAAACCACUUUUAUCAUUAAAAUAAAUAAAGAUUACCAAUAUUUACGAAAAAUAAAAUGUGCAAAAUUGGACAUUUAAUCACGUGACAUUGAACACCAAUCAGAGGAGCGUAACGUCACACCUCGCGUAGACCCCUUAGACGGCUCGUUAGACACCUUUACUAACAAACCUUCCCCCUCCUGUUAGUAUAAACUGAUAUCCAUCAAUGAGUGAUAAUAGGUGAACAUGGUAAUGUCAAUUAGUCACUAGUAAUUAACCACAAUGAUUUCCAAGGUGGACAAUGUGGGGGUCACUCUGACGGUAUAUAGCAAUGUAACCCCUAGUACUCGUUACUAACAAUAUCUUCUUCUAAUCUACAAUAAGCAGCGUAACGUCGGUUAUGUAGCAUGGUGCAGAUGACAGCUGACAUACUAGCAAUUAUACUGUAAAAACUUUUACUCAAAAACGAUACUAUACAAUACGAACUCCAAAGUACUAUUCGUAUUUUAUAGAUCAACGGAAUAUCUUACAAGCCUGAGAAACUAAAAUUUAAGACUAAGUAGCUUAAUAAUAAUUAAAAAAAAAUCAAAACACUGGCAAGAAAGUUUCUAAUAGAGUCGAAAAAAAUUUCAUUAAUAAAAAAUAAGAAGAAUUACAGGACUGUAAAAAAAUAGUGAGAUUCUAUUUAUAAAUAUUAAGAACGUCAUAUCACUUGAUUAUUAGAUAACUUUCACAGUUGUCAUGUAGCUCAAAAGUAUAAGUAUCGUUUUUUUUUUUAAUAAUCAAAUCCUACAUUAUACCUACACCUAUGGCCUCUAUCUAAAUUAAAAAUACUAUUACCAAUGGGGAACAUUUAUGAAGUAACAUGACAAGGGUAAAAAUGUAGUUGCUUCCGUCCGUAGCUUUUUUGCAAAGGUUGGCUGUUUAAAAAUGGCAUGUAGCUGUAAACCUGGUCGAUCAAACAAAUCAUCGGCAAGCUGCUUAGAACGCUGCGAUUUACCUAAACAUAGAUGUCUACACAAAGAAGAGGUAAAACCUGGUCCAGUCCCCAAACACAUGGGAUGGUUGUAUACAGCCAAAGAUGCUCCUGAACACCAGUUGCGAUGCGGAUGGCGUCCAGGACACAUUUCCUGUUCAGUAUUAAGAAAAAUCGAAAGGCACAAUUGCAUGAAAGCUGGUGAAUGCACCCCCUGUCCAUCUAGCUAUUCACGCCCACCAUGCUCCAAACCUUGCUAUUCACCAUCAAAAUGCAUAGCCGUCUGUCCACCUUCACCUUCCUGUUGCAAACCACCGGUUUGUGGACAACCGCUCAUAAGAAUCAUCCGACACGGCGGUCAAUAUAGCAUAUGUACAAAACCGUCAAAUAUAAGCAACGCGCCUUCAGGACCUUACCCCUUAAAAUAUGUUCUAAAUACCGACGAUAAUAACAGCACGGACACAAACGCAAAAUUCAGUGUGGAAGCCAAAUUUAACGACUAUCACUUUGACUACACAAGUUCUCAAUCGUCUUUCGUUUUAGAUUUUUCGCCACCAGAACAAAGAUGCUACAAACCUUGCCCAAAGAAGAGCAUCAUGUGUAUGCUAUGUUGAACGGAGCAUAGCUGGCCUAUAAAGUAAUAGUACCGUCUUUCAUUGUAAGAUAAAAUAAUGAACCAUUGCAUUUAUAAAACAACAAGUGAAACCAAAAAAAUGUGACGAUAAUUAAAUAAAACUCGACAAGUAAUUAAUAAAACUAUUUAAAUGAUA
This is a messenger RNA of Galleria mellonella (greater wax moth), 2520 nucleotides long. RefSeq lists its product as uncharacterized. The transcript is spliced from 4 exons. The record is from RefSeq and is a predicted model, not a curated record. The coding region runs from base 1705 to 2364 and encodes 219 amino acids. NCBI's taxonomy places the organism in Eukaryota, Metazoa, Arthropoda, Insecta, Lepidoptera, Pyralidae.